Oncorhynchus nerka (sockeye salmon) is the source of this 4399-nucleotide messenger RNA. Its product is annotated as gap junction alpha-9 protein-like. Gene Ontology annotation, cellular component: connexin complex. The transcript has 2 exons. The record is from RefSeq and is a predicted model, not a curated record. Gene Ontology annotation, biological process: cell-cell signaling. Gene Ontology annotation, molecular function: gap junction channel activity. Bases 1719 to 3209 code for a protein of 496 amino acids. Lineage: Eukaryota; Metazoa; Chordata; Actinopteri; Salmoniformes; Salmonidae.
UAGACAUCAAUUGCACAUCACACAGAUUGGCAAACUCCAAUUGGUGUUAGUCUACUUGUUGAUAGACAAAAUGACAGACCCAUGUAACUGCACCAAAGUCGAUUAUCAAAAUCUCAUCGAAAAUCCAUUCCUUUGGAAAUAAUGAUAGUAUGAUCUGGUUAAAGGAAAACCACAAAGAAAGUUGUGUUUUCUGGCCAUCACAUGACACUAUAUGUAGGCUAACACAUACAAUGAUCAGAACUGCAUUUCAUUUUGUAACUGCUUUAUAAACACUUUUGUAACUGAUUUCAGGUCGAGUUACAGGACCCAGGAUUAUGCCAACUCCUGGACAAAAAAAAGCAGACAAAGUUUUGAAUAUACCCUUAACAUCUGUGGUAAUCAGGUUUAGGCUCAAUUUGAAUUGAGGCAGUCAAUUUAGAAGUAAACUGAAAUUCCAAUUCAAUGAAAAAGGGAAUCUCUUUUCCACUACUUCUCAAUAAACUGAAAAGGAGAAGCUAUUUAUGUCAAAAGUUGUCAAAUGUUCUGAUUUUAAAUUCAACUCACUUCCUGAAUUGACUGACUUCAAUUGCAACAAGUCAGAGUAAUCGAUUUCUUGUAAAUUAAUACAAAUAUUGUGUCAACUGCCAGAGAUAACUUAAUUACAGAGGGGAAGCACCAGAGUAUGAAAUCGGACAUGACCCAUUGAUUGCAUUACAAGAGUAAAAAACUAUAGAUCUGAAAGAGUUGUGGCACAGUCCCAUUGCGUUAUGUUGUUUGGGAGGGACACCAGAACCAGUAACUGAUUUCAAAACAAACUCCCAUCACAUUGCCUAUGUAUACCAUGAUCAUCAAACAUCAGAUAAACUGCACCAAACAUCUCUCACGGGGGCUAUGGCGUAUAGCCUAUAGAAUCUACAGACGGCAGACAAGAGGAAACCUAAUAAGUAGGCCGUCUGUCCAGUACAACACCUUUCCAUGCUUCACUCUUAUAUUCCUAGCUAUACAUUCAAGACACACUGGACUGUUGAAAUUUAAGUUCAGCUAGUCCUUUAGGAGAAGCCAAAUAUCUUUUUAACCAAGUAAUUCCACUGUCUCUUUUUAAUUAAGGACAUUAUUUAACUAACCUAUAACCCUGAAUCAAUAAAUGGCAAGCAUGAAUAGGCUGAAACAAUUGCUGUGUGGCUAUGAUUUAUCUUGUACUGUAUUGGUAGAACUCUGAUUAUUGAUUUUAUCUCGCUGACUGACCAGAAUCUGGCACUGGCAGCGGUCUCAACUGUUCAGUCAUACGUGGUGUACUGUCGGCACUGGAAACCCUGGUCAAAUUUGGGUCACAGAAGUUCAGGUGAUGUGCAUCGACAGAUGUGGAGGGGGCACAAACGAUUUCCUUUUAAAGCUUUUUGGUGGCCUCAUCGCGGCUGGAUGACCCGUGGGGAUUCAAAUCACCGGCAGUCUGUCCAUGCUGCUGCAAGGUAAAUGGAAAUGACUCUCUCAUUGAUUUCUCUCAUUGUUUAUAAGUUAAAUCACCGAGGGGAAUGGCUUUAUUUUUGGCAAAACAGGACUACUGAAAGGAGCAAGAGAGACAAAUAAUAAACAUGAUAAUCGACGGCUUGCUUAUUCAUACAUUUUGAUAUCUGCUUUACAAAUAUGUGAUGCUCCAUAUUCAUUGUAAAUUUACAUCUGUCUUCGAUGUACUUUGCCUUUUUUUCCCCUGAUAAAGACACAACGAUGCCCGUGUAAAGAUGGGGGAUUGGAAUUUCCUAGGGGGGAUAUUGGAGGAGGUGCAUAUCCACUCCACUAUGGUGGGAAAAAUCUGGCUCACCAUCCUAUUCAUCUUCCGCAUGCUGGUGUUGGGUGUGGCGGCCGAGGACGUGUGGAACGAUGAGCAGGCCGACUUCAUCUGCAACACGGAGCAGCCCGGGUGCCGGAACGUCUGCUACGACCUGGCUUUCCCCAUCUCCCUCAUCCGCUUCUGGGUCCUUCAGGUCAUCUUUGUCUCAUCGCCCUCACUGGUGUACAUGGGCCAUGCUCUCUACCGCCUCCGAGCCCUGGAGAAGGAGCGGCAGAAAAAGAAGGUCCUGCUACGUCGCGAGCUGGAGCUGGUGGACGUGGACAUGGUGGCUGCUCGGAAAACGAUUGAGCGAGAGGUGAGGCAACUGGAGCAAGGCAAGCUCAACAAGGCUCCGCUGUCGGGGUCCCUGCUGCGCACCUACGUGGCCCACAUCAUUACCCGCUCUGCCGUGGAGGUAGGCUUUAUAACGGGCCAGUACAUCCUCUAUGGCUUCCAGCUCUCCCCUCUCUUCAAGUGCGAGCGUGAGCCUUGCCCCAACGCGGUGGACUGCUUCGUUUCCCGGCCCACAGAGAAGAGUGUCUUCAUGGUCUUUAUGCAAUGCAUCGCUGUAGUCUCCCUCUUCCUAAACAUCUUGGAGAUCAUGCACCUGGGCUACAAGAAGGUCAAGAAGGGCAUCCUGGAUUACUAUCCACACCUGCAAGACGAGCUUGAUGACUUCUACUCAAGCAAAACCAAGAAAGACUCCGUGGUGCAUCAGACAGGCAUUGCUUCCUCCGGCUGUAAUCCCACCAUGGCCUCCGCGCCCAGUGGCUACAACCUCCUACUGGAGCGGGCCCAGGAGGGUCACACCUACCCCCCCCUUAUCAACCCCUCUGCCUUCCUCCCUGUUCAGGGUGAACUGGCUGGUAAACGGAGCGUGGAAGAACUCAAAGAUGCUGCACAUAGCCCAACGGAGCACAACUCCAACUCCAAUAACACCAGCAGUGACAGCCGCUCACCGCCCUGCGACUCAGUGACCCCGCCAAAGCAGGAGGAGCCAGAGGAGUCUGCACACCUUCCCCCUCACAGCGAGGAAGAGAAGAGGGGGAGCCCAGACUCUCCCAGGCGCCCAAGGGAUGCAUCUCACGCCUCCUCCUGCCCGACAUUGCUAGUAGGCGCCGGAAGGAAAACAUGGAGGGUCAACGCUCCCUCAAAUUGUUCCACAGUGGUGGAGGGCAAAAGUUCAGACACAGAUUCUUAUGGGGGUGCUAAGGCCAGUGGUGGGUACCAAGCCCGGACUGCGUCGAAAUCGGAACCCAAAAUGCGUCCCUCCACCCCAGACUCACUGGGGGACUCAAGUUCAGGGUCACAGCACAGUCCGAGAACACCCUCUUCCAAUCGCCGACCAUCAUCCACAAGCAACGCAAGUAGUAGGCGAGCCCCUACAGACUUACAAGUCUGAAUGCUAAGAGUAAAACCUUAUCGCUUGUCCCUCAGACAAAAAAUACUUUAUUUCAAACACAGGGAUCAGAAGAACAUGACAUGAGUUGUGACAUUGUGCGAACUGCUUCGGAGGGAAAUCUGUUGCAGUAGUCCAGCAAAAUGGAUAGAUGUGUUUUAUAAGAUGUCACCUCUGUUUCUGUUGAUCUGUAUGUGGUAGUUUAUUUUUGUAUUCACCAGCUUCAAAGCCUCCGCCAUACUUUGUGAUGACAUAAGACACAGUAGAUCAAACAUUGGGUGUGGGGACUAGCUAUUGGGAAUAUUGACCUGCUUUUAAAUGUAUUGUGGCUAAGAGAGAAAAACACUGGAACAGUACAGAUCACACAGCAGUGACACCGUUAGUGCUUUCUGUAGGUUUCAGUUCAUUUUAAACACCAUUGUUUAGAGAGAAAACAUGAAAAUAUGUCCUCAUGGCAGCCCAAUUCAGAAUUUUGUUUCACUAAUUGGUCUUUUGACCAAUCAGACCAGCUCUGAAAAAUAUCUGAUAUGAAAAGAUCUGAUUGAUCAAAAGACCAAUUAGUGGGAAAAGAUCAGAAUUGGGCUGCCUGUCUAAACGCAGCCAAAGUAGCUUUUGACCACUGAAAAUAGAGUAUGUAGACUAAAUGAUGUAUAUUGCAUGAAAGAAUGACCUAAUUUCCCAUUUAUAAAAGCGUAUAUCUUCGUUUUUAUUUUGCAUUAACUACUGUAUGUCCAUACUAUCAUCGUAAAACCAUGUAUGACGGUUACAAUGGCCCUCCACGUUCUUUUAGGCAGAGCUUUUCUUUUAAGGGUUGUGGGGUAUUUCAGUUUCUUAUGCAUUUCAAGUAGCGCCAGCAGAGCCUCUGUGUGCACACAGUACAAAAGUGAUAUCAUGAGGUAAGAUUUCUAUAUUGUAACAAAUAUGUUAACGUGAUUAAAAAGGAAAACACCCAUUACGUUAAUGUUUGUUUACUAGAUACAAAGCAUUGGUGUACAGUAGGAUAAGUACACUGAGAGCAGAAAAAGGGGGUUUGCUUUUAUGAGGGGGAGACAGUCAAAGGACAAAAGCUAUUAUAUUUCAAUAUAAUCAAAUAUACAAAUUAAGUUAAAUACUUAAACCUAGUAGAAAAAAAACAGAGGUGAAUAAAAUCCCUUGCCUCCAGUUGUUGGUUUCGACUUGCCAUAAAAAUCUGA